ACAUAAUUAUAUGAUCAUGUAUUUCCCCAACAUGAUUAUGUACUAUCCGACCGUGCCUCUCCAAAAAAUGGAUAAGGUUUUGGUAUUGCUGAACUGCUUCCCAUCCCUUCACGUACCCCACCACCUCCCCUCAUCACCUCCGAUCUCUUCAACUUCUCCAUCACCUCCUUCACCAACAAGAAGGGCUCUCUCAUUGUCUAUCAUUUCCUUAUCCACAGCACUGUUUUCUAUACCUACCUUCUCAUGUCCUGCUGCUUCUUCUGCUACUUCAAUUACUGACUUCUUGGACCUCCCAAAUUCUGGUGGUGUCAAGGCCUUGGACCUUCGCAUUGGUUCCGGCCCAGUCCCCGAUGAGGGAGACCAGGUUGCAAUACAUUACUAUGGAAGGUUGGCAGCAAAACAAGGGUGGAGGUUUGAUUCAACGUAUGAUCACAAAGACAGUGCUGGUGAACCUGUUCCUUUUGUUUUCACACUUGGUUCUGGGAAGGUCAUUGCUGGCAUUGAAACGGCCGUGAGAUCAAUGAAAGUUGGUGGGGUUCGUAGAGUCAUCAUUCCACCUUCACAGGGUUACCAGAAUACCACUCAAGAACCUCUACCUCCCAAUUUCUUCGACAGGCAGAGGCUAUUUACUACCAUUUUCAAUCCAACACGUCUUGCCAAUGGAGAAGGCUCAACAUUGGGAACUCUUAUAUUCGACAUUGAGCUUGUCAGCUUGAGGAAUCAGUGAAGCAAAUAUCUUGAAUAGAAAAGACAAGCAAUUACAUGUUCAUAAGUAAGCUCUUUGAAUUUAAUCUAUUUACCACCGAUCAAGAUUUUGUACACUUUACGGACAACAAUUGUGUUUGAGUGAUGCUAGAGACAGUCAUUUUUUCAAGUGAAGAUUUUAGCUCAAAUAAAGCAGCAGUUUCUUUGUUCCA
Molecule: messenger RNA, 917 nt
Organism: Populus nigra (black poplar)
Lineage: Eukaryota; Viridiplantae; Streptophyta; Magnoliopsida; Malpighiales; Salicaceae
Product: peptidyl-prolyl cis-trans isomerase FKBP17-1, chloroplastic
Exons: 4
Coding region: 11-727 (238 amino acids)
Molecular function (GO): peptidyl-prolyl cis-trans isomerase activity
Source: RefSeq, a predicted model, not a curated record